UUGAAACGAAGGUCCACGGACUAUCCACGACUGAGUGUUAUGAUAUUUAGGUUACCUAAAUAAGUAUAAACUAUUGAUCUCUUUCUGCACAGUGCGCAUGCGCGUGAAGAGAACAGGAAGUAACGUUCAGCAUCAUGUCAGUAGAAGAUCCAUUUUUCGUUGUGAAAGGAGAGGUGCAGAAGGCCCUCUCUCGUGCUCGGGGGCUGUUUGACAGAUGGGAGGAGCUGCUGCAGGAAGGCACUCAGGUCAGUCGGGAUGAGCUGGACUGGAGUGCCAACGAGCUGAGGAACUGUCUGAGGGCCAUCGACUGGGACCUGGAGGACCUCAGUGAGACCAUCAGCAUCGUGGAGUCGAACCCAGGGAAGUUCAGACUGGGAGACGAUGAGCUCCAGGAGAGGAGAGCCUUCGUGGAGCGCACCAGGACAUCUGUGCAG
Messenger RNA from Gymnodraco acuticeps, 434 nucleotides. Its product is annotated as syntaxin-10-like. The record is from RefSeq and is a predicted model, not a curated record. Gene Ontology annotation, biological process: Golgi vesicle transport. NCBI's taxonomy places the organism in Eukaryota, Metazoa, Chordata, Actinopteri, Perciformes, Bathydraconidae. Gene Ontology annotation, cellular component: membrane.